Messenger RNA from Actinia tenebrosa (Australian red waratah sea anemone), 3754 nucleotides. RefSeq names its product alpha-1A adrenergic receptor. NCBI's taxonomy places the organism in Eukaryota, Metazoa, Cnidaria, Anthozoa, Actiniaria, Actiniidae. The record is from RefSeq and is a predicted model, not a curated record. Gene Ontology annotation, biological process: chemical synaptic transmission; G protein-coupled receptor signaling pathway, coupled to cyclic nucleotide second messenger. Gene Ontology annotation, cellular component: plasma membrane; dendrite. Gene Ontology annotation, molecular function: G protein-coupled serotonin receptor activity; neurotransmitter receptor activity.
AACCUCGCAUCUACGGAUUGUCUAAGCUGAAGUCUAUACAGUUGCCAGGUAUCAGUUUUGUUCGUGUUCAGAAUUCACCAUAUGUGCAUCUGUGCCCAGACCAUACUGAAAGCUGUCGCUUAAAAACUAAGGUUAAUCGAGAAUAUUGCACUCGCCUUGGUUAAAAUAACAAGUGCUGUGACAAGGACAUAAAAGGACGACGGAAGAGAACCUCAACGUAAACAAGCCACCUAGACGCGAUUACGAACUCCAAAGGCCAAAAAUCAAUGAGGUCAUAGAGGCACUUCAGUGACAAGAGCUGCCGUACUGUGAUUUGUCAGCCAAAGGGCUUUGGAUUCGAUUCCUGAACGAAGCAUCACAUCGAUAGCGCUACAGAUCAAAGAGAUACCAAAGUGUCACAUUUUGCUCAUCACUAAGGAUUGAAGACUGUUGAACGAGAAAUUAACCAAGUGAAAGGAAACUGAACAACUAUAUGAAACCACUGGUGAUGCAUUGUACAGGAUAUAAAGAAACUUUAAUUAAGCAGAGUUGGAUAUUAUAGUUUGAUUCGUGGUAAAAGAAGACGAAGAAGAGAAGAGCACACUGAUCUGGGAAUAAACAGGAAUAUAUUUUAAAAAGCAGAAAUUCCCUCAAGAUAAGUAUCUUCGUUUAGAUUGUGUACUGAAAAAAAAUUCGUUAUAAGAUCUAUUCUCUAAAAGGAUUGUGGCAACAAUUGAAUUUAUUCGUGUUUGGCCUCCAAGAAAAGCCCAAUAGCCUGCAGCAAAAUUCUACGAAGUGGUCUCAGUCUCUCUGAGUGAUAUCAUAGAGAUCAUAGAGCAAGAUAUCAAAAACACCGUCUGAUUUAUCUACCUAGCUCUUGAGUUUCGAAGCCAAAAGGUACGUUUCACAGGAAAAAAUAUGAAUGAAACAAACAGUGGAAAUGUUGAUUCCAACGCUAGUUUCAGAUAUCCCGUUCCGAUACAGACAGCAGAAGCCAUCAUUUCUGCAACCUUCAUCUGCGUUCUCAUCAUCUUUACUCUGUUAGCGAACAUAUUCGUGUGCUUCGCUACUCUCCGUUUCGACUGCAUCCGUCCGCUUACUAACUACUUCAUCGUCAAUCUUUGUAUUGCUGACAUUCUAAUCGCGGUCAUCAGCAUGCCAGUGUACGUUUUGGUCCAGGUUUACGGCAACAACGCAAUUCAGAUACUUCUUGGGGGAAAAUUCCUAAGCUUUUGGGGAUGUAUGGAUAUAUUUUGUGGAACGGCAUCUAUCCUUAGUCUAAGUUGUAUAAGUGUUGACAGAUACUUAGCAAUAACCCGUCCAUUAAAGUACGUGCGUUGCAUGACUUGGAGAAGGGGGUUCGUCAUGAUUAUUGCUGUUUGGUGUUACGCGGGAACCGUAGCGUUUUUAAGGCAACCUAUGACUUACAACCAAAACCAAAGGAAAGUUUACGCCUUGUUUGUGUUCGCCGCAAGUUUCCUCCUCCCAUUAAUCGUCAUCGUGGUUUCCUACAGCAAGAUUUUCUGCGUUGCACAGAAGCACGCACGGGACAUUGUCAGAAGAUCGAGUAUUUCCCAGGAGGAAAAGUUCAAACGAGUCUCACGUGACCUUAAAGCUGCCAAGACCAUUUCCGUCGUGAUAGGAACAUUUGUGUGUUUUUGGGCUCCAUUCAUAGUGGUCAGUGUGUGCUACUCGUUUAAUGUGUGGGUGGACUUUAUCUUUGCUAACAUUGUUAAAUGGUUGGCAUACAUUAAUGCGUUGCUUAAUCCUCUGGUAUAUUCCUGUGUGGACAAGCAGCUACGAAGUCUGGUCAUUAAGAUCGUGGUCUGCAAAGGAAGACGUGAUGAAGAGGCCCAAAUGCCCUUGCGCGCAGUUUGAGUCGUGUUUCAAGGACAAGUGUGGUCCAUGUAUCGUGAUUCAAGUCAACAGAUUCACUGAUACUUGAGACAAUAACGAGUCAUACGUUAUUGCAUGCAAUAUCAUAGCGACAAAGGGCUUGGAAUAGAUGGGACGGUAUUUGUACCCGUUGAGUGUAAGUUCCUAGUGCAUCAUUGUCAUUUGUACUCAAGUUUUAUCAAGACUUAUCAUAUAAUAGCAAUAGCAAUAGCAAAAAAAGCGUAAAGCGUAAAGAACAUGCCAGCCGUUCAACAGCUCUUCAGGACAGCGUACAAUACUUGGUAACGAUACAGAUAAAAGCUGAUGAAUCAGGUGUGAGGUGAUCAAGGGCGACUAGAAAAUUCAAACCCGCCUCGAGAACUUGCUUCAGCAAUAUAGUCAUAACGUUCGUAUUCAAUGUUCCAAACUUCCUCGCAGAUAAAAUUUCAUUCAUCCUACGAGGCCAAGCCACGAAUUUAUGAGUACAGUUUUCCCUCUUUUUACAGAUCAAAAAGCUGUUUGCAAAACAAGAACUUUGGUCCAACUUUCUUUUUUGAGAAAUGAACCUCUAUAUAUAUUGUAGGAAGUAUUCUAUGUAGGAGCAGGCGUAGGUCAGUUGGUCCACGGUUUGAUCCUCUGGAACUCCACGUCUGUUUCAACUUCCAUCUAAUCUGCAUCUAAUCUGCGUUCUUUCAGCUUUGAACACUCUUAAAACGGAGCACCAAUGGAGAGAGGAGGUAAAGUGCGCACCGUUAACUUCAGGAGAUAACCAGCCAACGUAGGUGAAGGAAUUAAGGACGUUAAACAUGAAUACUUUACCUUUGCCUGGAUGAUGCAUUCUGAUUGGCUGCCAAAAAUUUAUAUGUAACUUUAAUUGCUAAUAACUGAAUACAAUAUCCUUAUGCUUUACAAAUCGCUGCUGCUAUAUUAUGUCGCGUAGGAUGCAAUUGCAUCUCAAGAGAAGUAGCAUGCCAGUAUAGCAGCCGUCUGCAUGUAUUGCUAUGUUUCAAUCAACUGAUAAAACUCUUUGAAUCCCAUUCUCUGCUUCAAAUGGUAGCAAAUACUGACCAACAUUAGCUGUCAGCCACAAAGAAUCCUAUCGAAAGCUUGUGAUUCAGUUAAUGAACAUUCCACACGAGACAAGAAAUGACGUCAAGUGCCCCAGCCAUCCGCAAAAAAACUUCAUUUUCGUAUUACAAACAGGAUAUUAAUCAGAACGCAUGCGCUGUUUAUAAAAUGGUUUCAAGACGAAGGAAGUUGGAUGAUGUUUAUGGAUUUUAAGUACUUAAAAUCAAUCAAGCCUGCGGUCCUCAACUUGGAACCUUUCACUCAAGUAAAUUCGGAAAAGAACUAUUUUAGGAUUUUUUAAGUAAUGGCUCACUUACUUUAACAUUUAAUUCAAACAACGGGGUUGGGAUUUGUCUGUAUAGCAAUGAAAGGAGUUCGGGGGAGGGGAGGGAAGAGGGAUGAAAAUCACUCGAUCCCAGCCCCCGUCUCCAUUUGCCGAUUUUCCAGACGAAAUUUUGAAUUUGUUUGAGUUGUAUCUAUAUCCAUGCGUCCUCUCAUUUGUAAACAUUAAACAAAGAAUGAUACGAGGUCUGAAAUGGCAAAACAUUACGAUCAAGCUAAUUAGGUCUAUUGAUUUAAGCGAAAAUUAAAAAGGAAGUUAAAGUAGUUGUAAUAAAAAAACGCACAAAAACAUGCAAAACUUACCGAAUACGUGCAUUUAUUCCCCGAUCACGUGUUUUUGUGUCACGUCCUUCACGUGACGUGCUCUCGUCCAAUAGAAAGUGAGUUUGACCAGGAGAGGUCUACCAAUUUGUUCUUGUUUUCUUACAUUCAUAUAUUAACGUAUACAUGCAACACUUAAUUGCAAAAUCAAAGUGGAGUUCAAAACAUG